Molecule: messenger RNA, 6588 nt
Organism: Pomacea canaliculata
Lineage: Eukaryota; Metazoa; Mollusca; Gastropoda; Architaenioglossa; Ampullariidae
Product: probable protein S-acyltransferase 22
Exons: 12
Coding region: 37-1521 (494 amino acids)
Biological process (GO): protein targeting to membrane; peptidyl-L-cysteine S-palmitoylation
Cellular component (GO): endoplasmic reticulum; Golgi apparatus
Molecular function (GO): protein-cysteine S-palmitoyltransferase activity
Source: RefSeq, a predicted model, not a curated record
GGACUAGCAAGUGUUGCUGUAGGCGUUACUUUAUUCAUGGCCACUACAAUCAAUCCUGCAGAUCCGGCCAUCGUGUCCAAGAGAUCAACAAAGACUGCUAGUCGACUGAGUCGUUCUAAGCAUGCCCAUGCCAUCCAGAACCAACACUGUUAUUUAUGUGAAGUUGAUGUAGGCCCCAAAUCCAAGCAUUGCCGAGCAUGCAACAAAUGUGUUUCUGAUUUUGAUCACCAUUGCAAGUGGCUGAACAAUUGUGUUGGUGGACGCAACUACAGGUGGUUUCUGGCCUCUUUGGUGAUGGGUACAUGUGGAACACUGCUAGUUGUGGUUGUUGGUCUGACACAGUUCAUCAGUUUUUUUGUUGAUAAACAAAAUGGCAAAGUCCUGAUGCCUUAUAUUGUUCUCAGGAAAGAAGGCAGAAGUAAUGACACAGCUGAUUUCCGCAUCUUGAACCAGCAAGUGACUGGUGAGGGGUGGCUGAUCUUGACAGGGAUCACAACACUGUUGGCAGCUGUUACUUUAGCAUUACUUGUCCAUCUUCUCUUCUUCCAUUUUUGGCUUAUGUACAAAGGCCUGACAACCUAUGAAUAUAUUGUAAUGCUGAGAGAAAAAGAUGGAUACCACGAUGCAGAUGGUCAAAAGCAAACAUCAACAUCAAAUGCUCGUCCUUCACUGUCCAUCAAGGAGCAGCGUGGAAGGGCUAGUACUAAAAAUGCCAACAAAGUCACACCCAGCAAAAACCCAUUAGAUGGAAAGGAAAGCGAGGACUGUUCCAGAAGUGAAAAGGAACUGGUUGAAUACCACCAUGCACUGGAACAAGCUUGUCAGACAGGAGGAGAGACUCCACCACCAUCCUCCUCUCCUCUCCACUGGGGAGAAGGAAAAGGCGUAGAAACAACAGCAGUUAGAAAACUGAAGAAAAAAAAGAGAAAACAGAGCACAGAAAUUGCAGGACAUCAGAAUGUCUCCACUUUUGGAGACAACACACUCUACACUUAUCCAGAAAAAAAAGACAACUCUUUGGCAAACCCACUGAAACAAGAUCAGAGGAGUGCAGCACCAAGAAACAAAACUACUCGUAGGCCGCUUCCCCAACCUAUGGGUGAGCAUGGAGAUCUCAUCACAGAAAUAACUCCUUCCACCAGAUCAUCAGCAGACAACUAUAAGAAAAAGAAACAGCUAGAUCCCUUAGGAAUUGAAGCCUCAGAAAACAUCAAUUUGAAUUCCACUAUGAUGUUUACUCUCAACUCCUCAGCCAAGUUAAUGGCAGAUGGCAGUUUAGACUACUCAAGUCAAGAUGCCUUCAGGUCACUGCCGCUGACCCCAGUACCUUUCCGACGACGUGCUGAUGUACCUCCUUUGGAUCUUACAGCUCUGAGAUCCAGUACAGACAGUUUGAUGUCCUCUAACACCUUUCAGCCUUAUUCAGGUACUGUCAGAUCCACAGACACCUACCGUGUCAAUGAACGACAGUCAUACCAGUUGCAGUCUGUUCCUGAAGGAAAUAUGGAUGCUAUAAUUUGAUUUAAUAUAUAAAUUAUCCCAAACAAUUACUGUCAUCACCUUCCUUUUAUAAUUUGAAAUCAGACAUGAAGUAAUGUUGGCAGUCCAAGCAGUCUUCAUAUUUAUGAAUCAAAUAUUUCUCUUGACAUGAUAGUAGUUAUUAUUAUCUGGAAACAUUAUCUAACAGUGCUAUGUUCAGUUGCUCAUGGUAGUCCAUUUUAAAAUAAUGUUUUCAUUAACCUUUUCAUUAUAUGAACUGGAUUAAGCCAUGUGACUUCACAUCAAUCAGGAUCAACAAGGCCAAAGAAAACAGUCAUAUAGAAGUCCCCUCUGUCCAUCUCCAUCUUUUCUGGGUCACAAACCAUUACACAUUUUCUCUUACACUUGGAUUGCUGGAUAUUUUUGAUUGGCUAAUCAUGACUUUAUCUAGAUUGGUCAGAAGACUGCUGAAUGUGUGUCAGAACGGUGAUGUGAUGUACUGAAAGGUCAUCUGAUAAAAGCAAAAGAGUGGAGAUUCUGUACAACGUUGUUCUCGCUCUUAGCAACACAUCAUCAUGCUAUCUUAAAAUGUUUUAUUGACAUUGCGCUGAUCUGAAAAGUCAGGAAUCAUGCUUGUAAGUAAAGUGCUAGACAGAGCAUUAGGUGUUUCUGAGAACAGUGGAUAAACAGUUGGUAAUGACACGCAUAUCCUCACAGAAUUUCUUUUCAGGGCCUACCAUUGCACUGGCUUAAAGGCUGGUGCUUGAGUGUACGGCAAAGCAGUUCACUUUAAAUUAAAAAGUGGUUUAGCUGUGGUGUCCAACAUGGCACCAAGUUGUCAAAAGACAUGGACAUGGUAUGGAAGUGGAGCAGCAUUAAAACGUCGGUGACAAGUCCAUGUCUUUGAUAUGCUGUUUUGUCAGUUUUAUAGCAACUGUUUUGACCAGGUGUGCCUUGAUGAAUAAGCAGGGAAACAACAUCUAAGGAUCAUCAGUUAGACAUGAGCCACAAAAAAAUGAGAAACGAUACAGCCACAAAAUUUACAACAAUCAGAUUUAGUGGAAAAUAUGGCAUCAACGGAAAAGAAAUUUACUGUGCAGGUUAUGUACAUACAUGGCUUUCAUUGUGAUUAAUAAAGAGGAAACUGCUCAGCGAAAUGAUGUUGCAACAUGAAUGUGUGACAUAUUACUAGAUGUGUCAAAUCUUUGUAGUUUAUCAAUGAAAGUUUUGUGUCUGCCUAUGUGAAGAGGAAUUUUCAUAGCUCCCUGUUGUCAGUUUUAAUAAAACCCUUCAUCAAACCACAAAGUUUUUGAUGGGGUAUGUUAUUUCCCACCCCUCCGCAUUUUUCUGGAGAUGACGAUGAUAACAAUGAUCAGCUGAAAAACAAGGUCUGAUUCCAUAAUCAAGCUGAGUUUUGUUCAGUGUCUUCAUCUAGUCACUAACCCCAAAGUAAUUGGCUGUUGUUGUGGGUGUGGGAAAUGUUGACUUGUGCCAAAAAAAUGUUUUACAUGUAAACCCCUCUUGGAAUUUCUCAUGAAAUCUUGUUGAAAAGAAUGAUUAGCAAAAGCUAAGCAUGAGAAAAGACAAACUGAUUACAAAGAAGUCACACAACUCUGUUGAUAGCUUUAUGCUUUACAUGCUGUUUUCUUGUUAAACUUACAUUUGUGACAUUGCCUCAAGCCAUAUGAUGAUACAUAAAUAUUUUUUUAUGUUUUGUUUUUGGUUCUAUGCUUAGGGUUUUUUGUGUGUUUCAAUGAGGAAAUCUAUGUCAGCUAUCUUUUAAGAAUGUAUAUUUGCCACAAAGCAGUUUCCGUGUUUUUCAGCCCAUGAUUUACCACUUGGUGAUUUUGAAAGACACAAUUAUUAACCACACUAUUGUACACAUUUUAGAACAAAUUAGAAAAAUGAAACUGAAGUUGAAAACAGAAUGAAUAAUGAUUAACAAAAAAAUAGCUCAUGCUGAAACUAUAUAUUAGAUAUAUAUAUAUACACAGCGAAUGAGCUCUUUUGAUAGAAGGAAGAUUUCUUAGGGUGAUAUACAAUACACUCAUUGGUUGAGAUGAGACUGAGUGGUGUAAGGGAAGUUCUACAACAAGCACUUACUAGUAUAGAUGUAGCAAAACGUAUUACUUUGUCUUUGUUUAUAUGAAAAUAAAUCCUUACUCGACAAAUAUGAAGAUAAUUACUUUGUUCAAGACUUUCAGAAAUUUUGAAGCGUUUUUUUUUUUUCUUUAUUUUUUGCGUAUUUGUACAUAAAUUUCAUUUUAUAGCAAACAUGAAUCAUAAAAGAUUUGUGGUUCACAUCACUUUACUAUUCUUUAGGCUGGCUCCUGCUCUUAGUGGACUUCAGACAAGAUGGAAAAUAUGUAGUCUAUGAAUACUGGUCCAUUUCAUAAAAAUAAACUCUUAAAUUAGUGAUUUUCUGAGACCAAAUUAUUCAUAUUGAAAUGCAAAACCCAUAUGUAGCAGCACAUUCUGCCAGUUGUUAUUUAAGCAAAAAUUGGUUAUAUAAUGCAGAAAACUAGUGUUGCAUUUGUAUAUUUAUUCCCCAUGGUUAUUAUUCAUUAUUACUGCUUUAUUUUGGAAUUAGUGGGUAGAAUGGACCUGGAGAAAGUGAGGUUUUGAGACUUGUUGUGUACAUGUGUGUGUGUUUAAGACAGAUACAUGCUUAUGUUUAUAUGCAUAUAUCUUUCUAAUAAGGAAUUACGAAUUAUCACAAUCUAUGCAUCGGAGGCAUUCUAGAUCACAUGAAAUUGUUGAAAUGUUAUUUUGUCAGUCUAAUUAAAAACAGACAGCAUUUCAGCUUAAUUCUUCUAUAAAGAAAAAUGAAAAAUAUUAUCAGGUUAUUAUGCAGAACCAGUUUGCUGUCUCAGAAAAGAAAAGUGUACAUUUGUAAACUGAAUUGUAUAAACAGGUGAAUUAAUUAUAGUUGUUACAAGUCAUACCAACCACCAAACUGUCAUUCAGUAACACCAAAAUUCUAUAUUUCAUUUCGGCUUUUACUUAGGUGACCUGAAUAAACCAUACAUUCUGGGAUAGGUUAUCAGAGAAAAACAAUAUAACAUACAUAUAUGUAAUUAUAUGGUCAUGAUGAGCCAAUUUACACACAGCUGACACAAGAGGCAACUAUCAUUAAACAGAAUUGCAAGAAAUUUAUGACAUUACUACAGGAUUGUGGUGUAAUUUCUUUAAUUAUAGCGAUAUUUUUAUGGAGGAACUCUUGCACAAACUUACUUAAAAUUCACUAGCAAAAAUAUAGAAAAGACGAGAAAAUUCUCAUUCAAUCACAUAUGCGUUUAAUUCAUAUUUUUCAUUAUUAGCAAAUGUCUUUGACAGCUUAGCCACUUACUAAUAUCAUUAAGUGUAUUGCAUGACCCGUCAGGCUAACACUGUAUUCAGUAUUCAGUAAGGUUUUUAUAAGUUAGCUUCACCUAUUGCUCAAAUUUCCAUUACUUGUUAUAAAUAACCCACAUUUUGUUUUAAUUUUGUACAUUCAUUUAUUUUUGUACAUGCCAGUAAGAAUGUAUUAGCAGCUGAUAGUUAUAUUAUGAAAAAGACUCCAGUAUGUUUCUGGAUGGAAAUUAUUUUAAAAUUCUGUCAGUUUGUACAUGUGUAACGCUUAUCAUGAAUCAGAACAUGUGUUGAGCAUGGACAAAUGAAAUGUGACAAACGAUGAUGCAUGUUUAGAUGCUAAAUAUUUCAUGUUUCAGGUGAACAGCAUAAAUGUACACAUUUUAAUUAACUUUAUCUCUGCAUUCCAAGAAUGCCUGUCACAACUGAUUUGUGAAGAGUCUUGCAAGGAAAAAAAGCAAUUUAAGAUAUCAAAGAUGAUUGGAAAAAAACCAUGAAGAUAAAGCUAAUAAUAUUACUGUCAAACCUGGUGUCUCAAGGCACAUGCAAUGAAGGUUAUGUUUAGGCUUUUUUCUCCGUGUGAGUUCUCAGUGCCAACAUUCCACUAGUUACAAUUUUUCAAAACCAUUACUGUCAGCAGUGUACGUUACUAAUAUCUUUUUAAAUAAUCUGAAUUGGUUUAUUGCAAUCCUUUGUAUGUUGAUAUUUUAUCAUCCUUAUUAAUAUUAUGAUUUAUAUAACUGAAAUAUUUUAAUAUUCUUUAUCUUAACGCUCUUUCUGUUGUCAGUCCAGCUUAAAUGCAUGCACAUCAUCAAGAGAGAUUAAAAAAGAUGGGGCUUAAAUUUUUUAUUACAAACAUUAAAAAUAAAUCGCCCUUCAUAGACAAGCUGAAGUAUGCAUUUUUCUGUGGAAGAGGAGGAGUUAGGGGCUGCCUUUAUCUGUGAUAAUUUAUCUGCAUGUUUUGCAUGAAUGUGAGUAGAGAUGCCAUAAGAGAGAACAUCAUGUUUUUUGUUUACUAAAGACAUUCACCAUGUGUGUAUAUUUUGUUGUAAAUAAUCGUUGUAUGAGGUGUGUUUGAAAAGUAACAAGGCUGGUUUCACAAACAAUUUAUUUCAAUUCCAAACAACAAAUUGUAUUGUUUCCCCUUCAAAGUAGUCCCCUCUGGAGUCUAAAGAACAUUUACAUCUUUCUCUGCCAUGGUUCUAUGCAUUACUGGAAGGAUUCAUCUGGGACUUGUACAUCUAAAGAAUGCAGGAGUUUCAGCAUGUAACCUCUCAUAAGUUCACCCAACGGCCUAACCACCCCCUCCUGCCCAAUCACGAUCUCUUCUUGAUUAACCUUGUAGUAGAUAUGAAGAACAAACAUAUUAUUUCAUCAUGGUUUUAUGGCAUAAUAUUUUUAUCAAAUAAAGUUUUGUGUGCUUUUCAAAAUGGAUUAAAAUGACUUUUAGCAGUUUAUGGCUUCAAUGGUUUCAUUCGCAUAAGAAUAUACUUUUUUUUUUUAAACAACUAGCUUCUGACUACUUUCAUUGCAUGUGAAGAUCGAGUCAUUAACCAAAUGUACACAGAAUUUAUUGUGAUGUCAGUGAUCUGUGGACUGAUUGCUUUAUAAGCAGGGCUUCUGAUUACGCAGAAAAUUGCGUACAGUACGCAUUAAAAGUUCGGAGGACCCCUUCAAUUUUCAUCAAUGGGGUCCCAGGGGACCCCUUCAAAUUUGGGCGAAGAACAGAUACAAAAUUGGGUAGGUGUAGUGUCUGAC